Molecule: messenger RNA, 1942 nt
Organism: Vollenhovia emeryi
Lineage: Eukaryota; Metazoa; Arthropoda; Insecta; Hymenoptera; Formicidae
Exons: 3
Biological process (GO): DNA integration
Molecular function (GO): nucleic acid binding
Source: RefSeq, a predicted model, not a curated record
AUUCAGCAUAUUACGGGGAACAUCGAUUGGAACCACGUGCCGACGGAUGAAAACCCUGCGGAUCUGUUGUCAAGGGGUGUCACCGCGGACGUGCUCGAGGAAAGUGAGCUCUGGUGGCAUGGGCCUCCUUGGCUCGUGAGCAAGAACCAGAUGCCAGAACAUACGGAAGAGCCGGAGGUUGAACCUCCUGAACGAAAAACUGCACCUGUCACAUUGAUAGCGAUCAAAAACACGGAUUUAUGGACAAGACUUCCGACGUACUGCAAGCUUCAGCGGGUAAUUGCUCAAUGUCAUCGAUUUAAGGAUAAAACGCUAGGAAAGGGAAACACCGGCGUAAUUAAACUCGAGGAACUGGAGCGAGCAGACCAGACGAUAAUAAGGAUGGUGCAACAGGAAAUGUUUUCCGAAGACCUUGCCGACUUGAGAGGCGAACGACAGCUGUCAAGGAAAAGUAACUUGCGAUCUCUAAACCCCUUCCUGGAUGAAGAGGAUUUGUUACGGGUAGGAGGAAGACUUCGACACGCGAGUAUACCAGACAAUCAGAAGCAUCCUAUCGUGCUGCCAGCAAGGCAUCGAGUGACCAAUUUAAUUAUGCGCGAGGAGCACUUGCGCCUACUGCAUUGUCCGCCCGAGCAGCUUCUUAACGCGGUGAGACAACGUUAUUGGCCCUUAAGCGGUCGAAGAGAGGCACGCAAGAUAGUGAGAAGCUGUGUGAGCUGCUUUCGGUUUCGACCGACAGUUCCUGAAUUGAAGAUGGGAGAUCUGCCCAAGCAGAGAGUGACCGGUCUCGGCAGACCAUUCAGAAGUACCGGUGUUGAUUACGCGGGCCCUCUACAGCUCCGUGAGAGUCGACGCCGAGGAAGAAUCCACAUCUCAAAAGGCUAUAUAGCGAUAUUUACCUGCCUGAGCACUAAGGCGGUUCAUAUCGAGCUUGUCUCAGAUAUGACAACGGAGGCAUAUUUAGCGGCUUUAAACCGUUUCACAGCCCGUCGCGGGAUUUGUUCGGAGAUCUUCUCAGAUAAUGGGACAAAUUUCGUGGGAGCGGCUCGAGAAUUGAAGGAGGUGUACACGUUCCUGAAGAGGAAGGGCUCAGAAAUAGAAGACAACCUGGCUCGUCGGCGAAUAAAGUGGAGCUUCAUUCCUCCACACGCCCCGCAUUUCGGGGGCAUUUGGGAGGCGGCGGUGAAAGUCGCCAAACGACAUUUGUACACGGUAACCAAAGGAAGGGUGCUUACGUUCGAGGAGUGCAGUACAUUAUUAUCCCAGAUUGAAGCUAUAAUGAAUUCGAGGCCCCUCAUGCCGUUAUCUAGCGAUCCAAACGACUUGUCGAUUUCAGAGAAUCGUCUCACCCAUUGGCAGAAUCGGCAGCGAUUGCUUCAGCAGUUCUGGGUCCCCUUUCACAAGGAAUACCUGAACGAGUUGCAGCCGAGAACAAAGUGGACGGCUUCAGGAGACAACAUCGAGUUGAAUACUGUGGUUCUGAUAAAGGAAGACCACACCCCACCACUACAAUGGGCUCUGGGAAGAGUCACAGCUUUGCAUCCUGGACAAGACGGCGUGGUGAGAGUAGUAACCGUCAAGACACAGAGCGAAAGGACUAUUGUUAAUAACGAGCUGGUGCUGUCGCCUGUAACAAGGCCUGUACAUAUUAUCGAUGAAUUUUUAAUCGAUGUAGCCAAGGAUUUAACCAAUAAUCCAACACAUGACUCUACUUUAGAUUCUAGGUAUCACUCAGAAUCUUUAGAUAAAACGACAAAUGCGGACAAGUCUGAACAAGACUUGGAAUCUAUUGUCAAAACAGUGGACAUGAACGAAUCUAAACGACUGACUGAAUCUUUUUCCGCGUCUAAUAAAAUAGUUAAAAAUUCAACAAACCACGAAUCUUUUUCAUCAACGUCUCAAUCACUAAAUGAUGUCAGCAAGGAUAUAGAUAGUGUUAAGC